Molecule: messenger RNA, 264 nt
Organism: Penicillium manginii
Lineage: Eukaryota; Fungi; Ascomycota; Eurotiomycetes; Eurotiales; Aspergillaceae
Exons: 1
Coding region: 1-264 (87 amino acids)
Source: RefSeq, a predicted model, not a curated record
AUGGCCCGCGAACAAAGUCCGCAGGCAGAACGCGCUCUACAAUCCACGUUAAUAUUCGGUCAAGCCGAGACAAGUACAGCAGUGUGUAUCGACGCGCGAGGCUGGAUCCUCAAAUGCGCGCAGUAUUUCUGCGAAACGCGACAAGAGUGGCAAAAACACCGACGGAAAUGGCUGCUAUACUACACAGAGCUGUCGGUGCAAGCGGAAUGUCGCGUUUGGGAUCCACGACGCGAUCUCGCGCUGGCCAAGGGUCAUUCGCGUUGA